AUGACAGAGAUCGGAGGUGAAAGUUUUGAAUCAAAGGAUAGGAUGUCAUUACGCGAAAAACAUAAUAUUAUAAGUGGUAAAUUGGAUGAUAGAAGUUAUUAUUUUAAUAAUAACUGGGAUUUGAUCCAUCAAAUUACUAGAGCAUCAUCAGUAACUUCUGAUUUUAAUUCACCUCUGAUUUUGUACAUAGGAUUAUGGUCAGGAUAUAUUUUAGAAAAAGGAUUAUUUGAAACUUUGACUAUAUGA
Molecule: messenger RNA, 246 nt
Organism: Diversispora eburnea
Lineage: Eukaryota; Fungi; Glomeromycota; Glomeromycetes; Diversisporales; Diversisporaceae
Source: the annotation of a GenBank genome assembly